AUGGACCAGGUCAUCCUUUCUGAACCUAUUGGCACAAUAGGGUAUUUGGACCCAGAAAUUGAAAAGUCCAAAGGGGUGACCUGCAAGUCGGAUAUCUACGCAUUCGGUGUUGUUUUAUUCGAGAUAUUAUGUGGGAGGAGAGCAUAUAUUAGGAAUGAUGCUAAUAGGUUACUAGCUCCAUUGGUCAUGCAACAUUAUGAAAACGAAUCGUUGCCGGAUAUAAUCCAUCCCGAUCUAAAGAAUCAAAUGUCCGGAUACCAAAUAUCCGUAAGAUCACUCAGAAUAUACUUAGAAACGUCAUAUUCUUGCCUAAAGGAAGAGCGAUCACAUCGCCCAGAUAUGCUCAGUAUUGUUAAUGAACUUGAGAAAGCAUUGGAGAAAGCAUUGAGGUUUCAACCACGACCUGAAAAUUUUGGAAAGAACUUUGAACACUUGAAGAUUCGGCUUGAUGACAUAAAGUUAGCCACAGAUAAUUUUUCAGACACAUACAAAAAUGGAUCUAGUGGAUACUGUACUUGGUACAAGGUAGAUCUCGACCAUUUUGAUAAAGAAAAACUUUCUUCCGUGGAAGGGGAAAGUAGUAGUGAACUACCUAAGAGACACAACAAAGUAAAUAUAAAACGCUUCUUUCCUAAAGAUGAUGAGCACGAAGAAGAGUUAUUUUUUACAGAACUUGAAGUGCUUACUAGUGUUAAGCAUGACAACAUAGGCACUCUAAUAGGCUUUUGUGUUGAAGGUUUCGAGUUGAUACUUGUCACUGAGAAAUUUUCUAAUGGACUCAAAAAUUAUUUGGGUAAUGUUAGAACCAUGCAUACUUUGACUUGGGAACAACGUUUGAAAAUUUGCAUUGAUCUUGCACACGCAUUGAGCUACCUUCAUUCUGAGAUGGAAGAGAGAAACAUGAUAAUACACAGUAAUAUAAAUCACGCUAAAUUUGGGUGGGAUGAGAAUUUGGUAGCAAAGAUUGAAGACUUUGAGUUCGCAGUAUUCCUUCCUCCAAAUCAAAACGACGAAGUUCUGUGCAAAAGAACAAAUUUUGAGUCAAAGUACUAUGUGGAUCCAGAGUAUGAAAAGACUGGAAAGCUAAAAAGAGAGUCAAAUGUGUAUAGUUUUGGUGUGGUUUUGUUUGAAAUUCUAUGUGGAAGGCAUGCUUUCAACCAAAGUUACCUUAACGAGAGUGAGAAAGGGCUUGUUCAUGUGGCAAGACAAAACUUCUGUAAUGGAACAAUAGAAGAGAUGAUAGAUCCUAUACUAAAGGAAAAAACCAGUAUAAAGAGUUAUAAUCCAAAUAGAGGAGCCAACAAGGAUUCUUUACAUACAUUUAUGAAAGUUGCAAACCAGUGUGUGGCAGAGACUCAAGACCAUCGCCCAACGAUGAAAGUUGUUCUCAACGAACUUAAGAAAGCAUUGAUCUUUCAAGUAUGUCAGUUAGCCGAUAACAGUCACAACUUAUAA
Molecule: messenger RNA, 1455 nt
Organism: Helianthus annuus (common sunflower)
Lineage: Eukaryota; Viridiplantae; Streptophyta; Magnoliopsida; Asterales; Asteraceae
Product: probable receptor-like protein kinase At5g59700
Exons: 3
Coding region: 1-1455 (484 amino acids)
Biological process (GO): protein autophosphorylation
Cellular component (GO): plasmodesma; plasma membrane
Molecular function (GO): transmembrane receptor protein tyrosine kinase activity; ATP binding
Source: RefSeq, a predicted model, not a curated record